Pogoniulus pusillus (Red-fronted tinkerbird) is the source of this 11245-nucleotide messenger RNA. It is a transcript of the gene ATP8A2, whose product is annotated as ATPase phospholipid transporting 8A2. Lineage: Eukaryota; Metazoa; Chordata; Aves; Piciformes; Lybiidae. The transcript is spliced from 38 exons. Gene Ontology annotation, biological process: phospholipid translocation; neuron development. Gene Ontology annotation, molecular function: ATPase-coupled intramembrane lipid carrier activity; ATP binding; magnesium ion binding. The coding region runs from base 144 to 3704 and encodes 1186 amino acids. The record is from RefSeq and is a predicted model, not a curated record. Gene Ontology annotation, cellular component: plasma membrane.
AAGUUCAGGUGGGAUAAGCAGCAUAUGGGAGAGUUGUCUUUUCUUUCUGGAUUUCAGUCAGAUUGCCAUGGGGAUCACUUUAAUCAGCCUUGAGACCUGCUAAUGCUGUAGAGAUCUUUGAAGGACUACUGCUGUUCAUCUUCAUGCAGCCAGUGCAAGAAGGAAUGAACAUCAUGUCUCUGUGCCGUCGCUGGAAGAGAUGCUUCUCUCUAGGACCUGUCUGUUCCCCCUCGGGCUAUAAGAAAGCGGAUGAUGAGAUGUCCGGAGCCACGUCCUCGGCGGAUCUGGACGAGGCACCAGCCCGCACCAUUUACUUGAACCAGCCUCAGCAGAGCAAGUUCCGCGACAACUGGGUCAGCACAGCAAAGUACAGUGUGGUGACAUUUCUACCUCGAUUCUUGUAUGAGCAGAUAAGAAAAGCUGCAAAUGCAUUCUUCCUCUUCAUUGCCUUACUGCAGCAAAUUCCAGAUGUCUCUCCAACAGGAAGAUAUACCACCUUGGUGCCAUUGCUAUUUAUUUUAACAGUUGCUGGCAUCAAGGAAAUCAUAGAAGACUAUAAAAGGCAUAAGGCAGACAGCGCUGUGAAUAAAAAGAAAACAAUAGUUCUAAGAAAUGGAAUGUGGCAGAACAUUAUGUGGAAAGAGGUAGCAGUAGGCGAUAUUGUGAAGGUCACCAAUGGGCAACAUCUUCCAGCAGACAUGAUCAUUAUAUCUUCCAGUGAACCACAAGCUAUGUGUUAUAUUGAAACAGCUAAUCUUGAUGGAGAGACAAAUCUCAAAAUAAGACAGGGAUUGUCUCAAACUGCUAGUCUUCAGUCAAGAGAAGAACUGAUGAAAGUAUCUGGAAGGAUAGAAUGUGAAGGACCCAAUCGUCAUCUCUAUGAUUUCACUGGAAAUUUGCGCUUGGAUGGUCAAAGCCCAGUUCCAGUUGGUCCUGACCAAAUCUUGUUAAGAGGUGCACAACUAAGAAAUACACAGUGGGUCUUGGGUAUUGUUGUGUAUACAGGACAUGAUACAAAACUCAUGCAGAACUCAACCAAGGCACCUCUGAAAAGAUCAAAUGUGGAGAAAGUGACCAACAUGCAGAUCCUGGUUUUGUUCUGUAUUCUCCUGGUGAUGGCCCUUGUCAGUUCUGUAGGUGCCUUAUUGUGGAACAGAACACAUGGUGAAGUCGUCUGGUACCUUGGCUCCAACAAAAUGCUGUCUGUAAACUUCGGGUACAAUCUAUUGACAUUUAUAAUCUUGUACAACAACCUUAUUCCAAUCAGUCUUCUGGUGACACUGGAAGUUGUCAAGUUUACUCAGGCUCUUUUUAUAAAUUGGGACACAGAUAUGUAUUAUCCUGAAACAGAUACGCCUGCAAUGGCCAGAACCUCAAACCUUAAUGAGGAACUUGGGCAGGUGAAAUACCUGUUUUCUGAUAAAACAGGUACUCUAACAUGCAAUAUAAUGAAUUUUAAGAAAUGUAGUAUUGCUGGAGUGACAUAUGGUCACUUUCCGGAGCUGGAAAGAGAACGCUCAUCAGAAGACUUCAGCCAGCUACCUCCUUCUACCAGUGAAUCGUGUGAAUUUGAUGACCCAAGGCUGCUGCAAAACAUUGAAAAUGACCAUCCUACAGCUGUACACAUACAGGAGUUCCUCACUCUGCUGGCUGUGUGUCAUACUGUUGUUCCUGAGAGACAAGGAAAUACAAUAAUCUACCAGGCCUCCUCUCCAGAUGAAGGGGCAUUAGUGAAAGGAGCCAAAAAACUUGGUUAUGUCUUCACAGGACGGACUCCACAUUCAGUUAUCAUUGAUGCGCUGGGGAAAGAAAAAACCUUCGAAAUUCUUAACGUACUGGAGUUUUCCAGCAACAGGAAGAGAAUGUCAGUGAUUGUUCGAACUCCAGCAGGACAGCUACGUCUCUACUGCAAAGGGGCUGAUAAUGUCAUUUUUGAGAGGCUUUCAAAAGAUUCUCAGUACAUGGAGCAAACACUGUGCCAUCUUGAAUACUUUGCAACAGAAGGUCUGAGGACUUUGUGCAUUGCAUAUGCAGAUCUGUCAGAAAACUCUUACAGGGAGUGGUUGAAUGUCUACAAUGAAAGCAGUACAGUUCUGAAAGACAGAACUCAGAAACUGGAGGAAUGCUAUGAGAUCAUUGAAAAAGAUUUACUGCUGCUUGGAGCUACAGCCAUUGAAGACCGCCUUCAAGCAGGUGUUCCGGAAACAAUAGCCACGCUAAUGAAGGCGGAAAUUAAGAUAUGGAUUCUGACAGGGGACAAGCAGGAAACAGCUCUCAAUAUAGGCUAUUCUUGCAGACUCAUUUCACAGAGUAUGUCUCUCAUCCUGGUCAAUGAGGAUUCAUUAGAUGCAACAAGAGCCUCUCUGACUCAACAUUGUACCAGUCUAGGGGAGUCGCUGGGCAAGGAAAAUGAUAUUGCUCUGAUUAUUGAUGGCCACACACUGAAGUAUGCCCUUUCAUUUGAAGUCAGGCAGAGCUUUCUGGACUUGGCACUCUCCUGUAAAGCAGUCAUUUGUUGCAGAGUAUCUCCUCUCCAGAAGUCUGAAAUAGUAGACAUGGUCAAGAAACAUGUCAAUGCCAUAACACUUGCCAUUGGGGAUGGUGCCAAUGAUGUAGGAAUGAUCCAGACGGCUCACGUUGGAGUGGGGAUCAGUGGCAACGAGGGCAUGCAGGCAACUAAUUGCUCGGAUUAUGCUAUUGCACAGUUUUCCUACCUGGAGAAGCUGUUAUUGGUCCAUGGAGCUUGGAGUUAUAAUCGCGUUACAAAGUGCAUACUAUAUUGCUUCUACAAGAAUGUGGUUUUGUAUAUUAUUGAGCUUUGGUUUGCUUUCGUUAAUGGAUUUUCUGGACAGAUCCUAUUUGAGCGUUGGUGUAUUGGUCUCUAUAAUGUGAUUUUCACAGCGCUGCCACCCUUUACUCUGGGAAUUUUUGAACGAUCAUGUACUCAAGAUAGCAUGCUUAGAUUUCCACAGCUAUACAAAAUUACUCAAAAUGCAGAUGGGUUCAAUACAAGGGUUUUCUGGGGUCACUGCAUCAAUGCCCUGAUCCAUUCCAUCAUUCUCUUCUGGUUUCCACUGAAAGUACUGGAACAUGAUGCAGUAUUCACAAAUGGUCAAGGAAUAGAUUAUUUAUUUGUUGGAAACAUAGUUUACACUUAUGUUGUAGUCACCGUUUGUCUGAAAGCUGGCUUGGAAACAACUGCAUGGACUAGAUUCAGUCACCUGGCGGUCUGGGGAAGCAUGCUGCUCUGGCUGGUGUUCUUCGGUGUCUACUCGGCCAUCUGGCCCACGUUUCCCAUUGCACCAGACAUGCUGGGACAGGCUGGAAUGGUGUUAAGAUGUGGAUACUUCUGGUUUGGCUUGUUCCUCGUGCCCACUGCGUGCCUUCUUAAAGACGUGGCGUGGACAGCGGCCAAGCAUACCUACCAUAAAACUUUGCUGGAGCAAGUUCAGGAGUUGGAGACGAAGACAAGAGAGCUGGGGAAAGCCAUGCUUCGGGAUAGUAAUGGGAAGAGCGUGAACGAACGUGAUCAUUUGUUAAAGAGGCUCGGCAGGAAAACUCCUCCGAGCCUUUUCCGUGCUCACUCUGUCCAGCAAAGCGUGUCACAUGGGUAUGCAUUUUCUCAAGAAGAACAUGGUGUCGUUUCCCAGUCACAAGUUGUUCGAUCCUACGAUACAACCAAAAGGAGAGCAGAAAUAGAAUAGAGAGCCCUUUACUUGAUGGGUGGUGGGAAAAAUGGGAUUUGGAUCAAUGCAUCCACUGUUAACACAUUCUUGACAAGGGUUGGCAGCAGCAGCCAAAACACCAGAGAACUCAUUUCUGUGGCCUUAGCCAACAAGUUUCUGUAUUCUCCCUGCAAAUCUUGAGUAGAAGUUGUGGGGGGGGAAUCAUUGUUUGAAUUCAGUCACAAAGCUCUGCGUAAAGUUUUGUUUAUGUUGUUAUGAAGCAUUUGACUGUGCUAUGUGAGGUGUGAAAUUAAAAGCAAUGUUUUACCACUAUUUAAAACAUCAGCAUAAGGUUGUUCUGGGAGAAAAGUAGAAAAUUUAUGUUCCAUGAGAAAUCAGCCUUUGCUUAAUUGGAGCAGGGUGCUGAGAUUUCCUGUUUGGUUAUGCACAGGCCAAGCGCACACGGCUGCAUGCAGACCUUAUUCCCUCUAAUAUUCACUGUUUACUAAUUUGGUUGAAAUUUUUAACAGACAAUUUGGGGUAAAAGUUUUGAUUGCAACACAGUCUGCAGCUAAAAAUGCUUAUUUGCCUUCUUAUGACACAAGAAUAACACAAGGUAGUCAUGAAUUACUUAGAAUAUUUCUUGCCCUCUUACAGCAUUUAUUAGGGCUAUAUCUUAGCUUUCUAAAACCCAGUUAAUAGCUUACUCACAAAGUCAGGAUGUAAAAGUCAGAGAGCUCAGCAGAGCAGCUGCUGAGAGUGCAUGGCGUUGUGCACAACGGUGAACUCAAAUAGGUGCCUCCUGGUAACUUUGCAUGAUGCAUUUGGACAUGCAUUUCAAAUGUAGCCUGGAGUUUCCCUCCAUGAUCCCGUUCCCACUUUAACAAUAGAGCAGAGGGUGAGAACUGAAAAGGUACAAGCUUGUCAGCUGUUGAGAAAGGCAUGCAUCCACACAGGAGGCUGUUAGUGUAACCCUGAAGAAACAUUGCGCUUGACCAGGAAGAACAGGCUUGCAGAGAAAGGUUACGAAGGGUUUCCGCACGUGCGUGCGUACACACGUGCACACACAGAGCUGGGUGCUGUGAAGAGAAGACCCUGCUGGUUGUUUGUUCAGCCAGAGCAGCCCCUCUUCUAGAUCUAAUCCAUCAACAGGCUUCCCAACACACUCAAACCCAUGAGACCUGGAAGGAAUUCUGGCUCCACAGCCUUGCCGUGCCAGUGGGACAGGCAUGAUGCCGCAUAGAUUGGAAUUGGGGAGGGGAAGGGCAAAAUCUGGGGCAUAAGUUAAAGCUGAAAGAGCUCUUAUAAAGCUUAUGCUGUCUUCCAGACAAGUUCUAAUAAUUUUAGUCAUCAAGCCAGGUUUCUGAAUAGCAUAAAGUAAAUACUGCUGUGUUUUAUCCAGGUUUCAUGGUUUAAUGUAUAUACUACAUCUGUGCAUUUAAAAAGUGGGCGUUGUUUUUUGCACUGUUGACUGUCAUCCAGAACUUUUUACUGAUUUAAAUAUAUCUGAAAGCAGUUUGAAUAUGAAUAUUUAUGUUUAGCAAGGAAAAGGAAAACGCCAGCCUGACCCACUGGCUUAAUAUUCCUUAAGGGUUGUGAGUAAAUGCCAGCACUCGGGUGUUGCGGUUCAAUUCCCAGUGUCACCUCAGAGGCUCUGAUUCCCCUUCCAUGUUAAAAAAGCAGAUUUUGUUCCUGCAGCACCAGGCAGAAUUGCUCUUGAAUUAGGCUGAUAGCACAGAAGGAAAAAGUCAUCACCUUCUUUCUGCAGCACUAAUGAGACAAUUAUGCAAUAAGGGAAACGUGCACAUAAUUUUGCCAUAGGCAUGAAUGUCGAGGGGCCAAGUGUGGGUGGAUGCAUUUUGUGGGAGAUGAAUUUUAUUUAAAGGCACAAAUACUAGCUCAGAGAAGAAAUAAAGGGAGGACAAACCUGAUCCCAGGAGGUUUCAAGUCCUGAUAUUGAUGUAACCUGUUAAAUACUCCUUUACUUAGAAACAGUCUAUUUAUGAAAUCUAUGGUGUAAGCCUGUCCUCAAAACUGCUAAGCAUUUCUUACUUCUGUAGCAGCACAAGGACAAAGUGAGACCAGCUUAGUCUUUAUACUCUGAGCCACACAGUAAACAUUGAUGUGUAAACUACUGGGAGGCUUUUCAUGAGGAUGCAGGGCGGGAAAAAACUCUGGAUAAUAAAGGACAAGUAAAUGUGUUGAGCAGAGACUAAAAAAGAUCCUGGAAGCUUUUCUUAUCUUUAACUUAGUGCAACAAAUUUUUACAGAACAGAAUGAGAGACACUGGGGAGGAGAAACUGUCAUCUAAUGUGAUUUAUUUUAUUAGUGUGGACUAGGGGCUGUAUCACUUUGACCUCUCUGUAAAUUGAGGUCAGUGUGUCACAAACACAAACCCUCCGUAGAGGGAAUAGCGGCUUAGACUGAGGUACAUGUGUUGGAUGUCAGCUCAAUGGGAAUUACACAUGGGGUUUGUCACAGGUCUAUAGAGUAUGUGACAGUGAGGCUCAUGGGUCAGACUUUAUCAUCACUGUAAGGCCUUAAUCUCUAACAGAGUUAAUCCUGUAGAGCCCACCCAGGUCAAGGCCUGGCAUUCUUCUUGUUCUUUGGAAUCAUUAUGGGAAUUAAUGUAUUGUAAUAUGCGGUAGCCUGACUGAGUUGCUUGUCUCGGUGAACAGUGAUGAGGUGUGCUCCAGUGGUGUGUUAGCUAAAGGAGAGUGGCAGCUGCUCUGCAUCAACCAAAGUCCUUGUUCAUUAGCACAAACGCACGUAGCAGUAACAGCAGCCUUUGAAAGUGCUGUGUGCAAGUGUUAUCAACUAGACAAGGUAUUGGAGCAGAAGGAAUGGGAGAUUUCUGCUUGGCUGUCCAGUCUUAACUACCUAGGGUUUAUCAGCAUUCUGUACUGACCAAAGUUGGGGGGUGAGGAUUUUGAGUAUUCAGAAGGAAAUGGUAACUUUCCUGCAUCAAAUGUCAUUUCUUUUUGUACUGCCAUAACCACCACUUGUAGAGAAGCUGCUGCUCCUUUAACAAUUGCCUGGCAGCAAAUUAAAGCUGGUAAGCAGGAGCCUGAGCUGAGCGCUGCUGAGAAGUCUGUUGACAUUUUCUUUUUCUUGACAGGGCUUCAGGUCUUGCUGUAGGGAGCCAGCAUGGGAAAUCAGUAAUAACUUGUCAAGGAGAAAUGGUGAAUAACCAAUAAAAGUAUCAGAGUCAAACUAAGCUGCUAAUGUAUCUAAAAAUGUGUGUGGAGUUAACAUGAACUGUAUGAGCUGUAAAUUAAGAUAACAGCCAAGCCUCGCUAAUCUGCACUUUGCUAGACCACACACUUCUUACUGCAUGCCAGAAAUGUGCAGUCUCUUCUCCUGCCUCAGACAGCAGCUAAUAGCAGAUGCUGCAGGGAAGUCUCUUGCUACCAAGAUUACAUUGUUUUUGCAGCAUGUCCAUGAGUGUGUUUACUGGGAGACAGUCAGUGCUCAUAAAUAAGGCAGAGAAAGCUCAGGUGCACUGGAAUAAGUGAAAUGCAGGGACUGUGAUGUGGUUGGUGGCCUCACUGGGUGCAAUUUAGCACUCUAUGGAUAACCUCAAGAGCUUGAGUUUUGCACUGUACUUGUCCUACAGGCUUAUUUUUGCCCUUUUGGGCUAAGUCACCAAAUCUACUGUUUUGCAUUGCAUCCAGUCAUCAGUGCAGACUAGUGAUGCCCUAUUUACCUUAUAAAUAAUGUCUUGAUUUCAUUUGUAAAUAUUGAGGACUGUAUUAUUUAUUAUGCCUCACAACUCAAGUUUGAAGCAGAGCAUCCUGACACUGUGUCCCAUGAUGUCCUUGCAGGCGAGAUCAGGAAGUCUGGGUUAUAAGAGUGCAUGGUGAGAUGGAUCAUGAGCUGGGUGAACAACACAGCUCAGAGGGCUGUGUUCACCAGUGCAGAGCCCACUUGGAGACCUGUAACUAGUGGUGUUUCCCAGGGGUCAGUACUGGGUCUAGUCUUAUUCAACAACAUCACUGAAUUGGAUAAGGAGAUGGAGGAAGAGCUGCACCCUCAGCAAGUUUGCUGAUGAUGCCAAACUGGGCAGAGUGGCUGACACACCAGAAGACUGUGUGGCCAUCCAAAGAGACCUAGAUGGAUUGGGGAGCUAGGCAAAGGGGCAUCUAAUGAGAUUCAAUGAGGAUAAGUGUAAAGUCCAUUAUCUGGACAGGAACAACACCAUGCACCAGUACAGAUUAGGGGUUUGCCUGCUGGAAAGCAGCUCCAUGGAGAAGGACCGUGGAGUCCUGGUGGAAUGCAAGUUACCCUGAGGACAGUAAUGUGCCCUUGUGGCCAAACAGGCCAAUGGUUAGGCAGAGGUGUAUUAAGCAGAGUGUGGCUAGCAGGUCUACUCUGCCCUGAUGAGACCACAUCUGGAGUAUUGUGUCCAGAUCAAGAGAGACAAGGAUCGACUAAGUAGUGUCCAAUGAAUGGCUACAAGGGUGAUUCAGGGACUGGAACCUUAUGAUGAAAGGCUGAGACACCUGGGACUGUUUAAUCUGGAAAAGAGAAGACUGAGAGAAGAACUUAUUAAUGUUUAUAAAUAUCUGAAGGAGGGUUGUCAAGAAGAAGGUGCUGGUCUCUGUAGUGGUGUCCUGUGAUAAUGAAUACAAACUGGAAGACAGAGUUCCAUCUCAACAUGAAGAAAAACUUAUUUGCUGUAAAGACGAUGGAGCAUUGAAACAGGCUGCCCAGAGAAGCUGUAGAGUCAUCUUCUCUAGAAACUUUCAUGACCUGUCUGGAAUUGUUCCUGUGUGACCUGCCCUUGGUGAUCCUGCCAUGGUGGAAGGGGUGGGCUCAAUCUUCAGAGGUCCGUCUGAACACCUAGCAUCCUAUGAUUCUGUGAUCUCGGCAGUAGUUUGCUUCUGAAGCGUGGCACAGAUGAAGCAAGUUCCUCAGUCUCCAGAUAGUUGGACUCCUUCUGUCACGUCAGGAAGCAUCCUUGUACUCAUCUCUUCUGGAGUUUGUCUAUGCUGCAGCUUCACAUCUCCUUGAGGAUGCUUUUUCCUACCCUAUGCCAGCAGGGUCCCCUGGGCAUAAACCUGAGGCUGUCCUGCAGGCAGGCUAUUUUGGAGCUGAAGAGUCUCUCAGGAAUGGGCAGAGUUUUUAGUUAAAAUCCAAGUGUAAUCCCUAGCCCCGAGUCACAGUUGUCACUGCAGAUAGCGUAAAGAGGUACACAGGAGAUGAAGACUCAACAGGUUAUGCAUCUGAUGCCUGGACAUGUAUGUGGCCUGUUCCCAUCCCACCAUUGGUCCUGUGUGAGCAACUGCAUCACUUGGCAAGUGAGUAAACAGGUAAAGACACUUCUCUUUAGCCGUUGCUUACUUUCCAUAUCGCUUUUCUUUGGAAGUCCUCUGGGCAGUAGGUCUGUCUGAGAUCCCACACUGAAGGGUGGCACCAUAUGGGCUGAGAGACACAGCCCUGAGGAGUGGCCUGUAGGAGCUGCCUGUUAGAGUUAUCUUUGUACCAUAGUUGGUGGCUCAUUUGACUCUGCCAGCGGCAGCAGGCAUAAAGCAGGCUGCUCUGGGAGCACAACCUCUGCUUCACAUACAUGUCCUGUACCUAGCAGCAAGAUUAAUGCAGACUUUGAGCCUUGUUGGCAAAUGAAGAGCAAAGAGUGUCCUGUGCUGUGCAGACAAGAAGGUAAUUCCCAAUGGUGAUCACUUCUUGGUGAUUUGCAGCAAGUCCAGGCAGCGUGAUGGGAUAUAUCCGACUGGGAAUGUGUUCUUAGAUGGGCUAUUUAGAGUGGUGAUGUGACAGGGAAACAAAAUAGCUUGGCCAAGACUAUUACUGCUGCUAGAGACAAGGAAGGAGAUUCCUCAGGCUUUGCAGAAGAGAUAUGAUAAAGCUUGUGUCUCUGGUUCCUUCCUGCAGCUCUAGUAGGAGAGGAAGAAAAUUGUGUUGUGAGCUUGUGAAGCUCUGUUAUCUCCUGAGGGUGAGUUUUCUCUGGUGCCAGGCUGAGUUCUGGGCUUGGAGAAGGGGAAUGCAUCUCUCCCAGGAGCCUCCAUACUUAGCACACUCUGGCUCUAGCAGUUGUUUUUUUCCCAAUUAGGCUAAAUUGCUAAAUUCUUUACUAGCUGUUGUUGGCCUGGUGAACCCGCGGGAGCUGUUCACUGACAUUGUUUCAGUCCUGACAGGAAGUGUCUGUAGUGGUGAGCUAACAGGAAUUCUCCUGGGUGUUGUUUGUAGGCAGGUUCUUGUCUCUGAGGAUGGUGGGAAGGACUUUUUUUAUCUGGUAACCUGGGUCUUUUUGUGCUGGUGUGAAGCUGAGAGGUCAUUUCACAGGGAUUCGUGGCUUAUUUGUGAUAUGGGCAGAAGGUAAAAAGUAGCUGAGUGCUGGUGUUUCUUCAGAACCUUCCCUUAUCUAUGAAGAAGGUGAGACAAAUGUUCCUGAAAUCUGCAGUGAGGGCAUCAUUCUCUUUCAGCAUCUCUGUAGCUACAAAAGAGAAAUAGAAGUGGGCAAAUGACAAAUUCUGUGUGGGCAAGUCCAGCUCUGGGCAGUCACAUAGAAGUCUAAUGAUGAAGAAAAGACUUAACACGUUACCAAACUGUCACCGCGCAGAGCCGGGAGGUCAGCACCCUUGUAAUUAUGGAGUGAUGAAGCCAAGGGGAAGAGCCAACGUUAACAGAAAGAAGUGAUUGUUCCAAAUUCUGACCACCUUACUGGGUGGCUUCCCUGCGAAGAUGCUCCAGAUGUCGUACUGGCAUAAACAAAUCCAUGUCAGGGCACCCGCAGGGCUUGCUAGCAAACAUGGAAUUCAGCAGGCUGUGGGCAUGCUCUGCUUCACCUUCCUGGUCGAGGUUUUGAUUCAGGAAGGGGAUGCAGGCACUUGCUGCUCUUUCCAUUAAGAGCUCUUAGACUUGAAAGUUGCUCCAAGUUGUUUCUCAACUCUUUGUAUUUUUUCUCUUCUCUCUCUCUCUCUCUCUCUUUUUUUUAAAAGAAAACUUAAAAAAAUAAAAACCCAAACCCACAGGCUCCAGAUGAUAUAAAGCAAUGAGGCAGCUAAGCCCUCUGGGGCACUGUGUGCAUGUGUGUGUUGGAAGAGUUGUCUGACUUGAAAAUCUCCCCUGUCCCUCCUCCUGCCCCCAAAGUGCAGCCCAUUGUGCUGAGAGGUCAGCUACGCAGUGGCUUGAGUGACAGGGUCUUUAACAGCAUCUUUUUCAUCAGCCAGCCAAGUCAUGUGCUCGCUUGUCUGUCAUAUCUGUACUCGAAUUGCUUAAAUAUUGUUUCAGAUGGGGAGGUUUUAAUCUGGAUAUGCAGAGAGGAGCAGUGCUGUGGGGGGAUGUUUAAUUGGCUCCCAGCAGAGCAGCAGUGGUGUGUGGGUUUUUUUUCCUCUAGAAGUGUUACCAUUUUCACAUCCUAUUAACGUCCUCUGGUAGUUUAAAUACAGCAUCGCAUUACAGUGGAGUUUGUUUCCCUCCCAGACUGAAUACAAAUGAAGGUCAUUUACUUGUAUUUUUAGAAGGUUUGGAAAACUUAGAAAAUUUGUAGCUUUGAACAGCAUUGUUGACUGUUGUAUGUCUGCACAAAAAUAUUUCCAAUAAACCUUUUAUUAAAGCAA